Molecule: messenger RNA, 5681 nt
Organism: Gopherus flavomarginatus (Mexican gopher tortoise)
Lineage: Eukaryota; Metazoa; Chordata; Testudines; Testudinidae
Gene: RALGDS
Product: ral guanine nucleotide dissociation stimulator
Exons: 18
Coding region: 723-3050 (775 amino acids)
Biological process (GO): Ras protein signal transduction; positive regulation of GTPase activity
Cellular component (GO): plasma membrane
Molecular function (GO): guanyl-nucleotide exchange factor activity
Source: RefSeq, a predicted model, not a curated record
CCCCUUCCACCCCCUUUGCACACACACGCUCACGCUCUCUUUGCAAAUUGUUGCAGCCCAGCCUUGGUGGCUUUGCAAUCUGCCGCCUGCAACGUGCGUUUGUUGGAAAGCUAGCUAGCUUCCCUCCCCCCAGCCGCCACCGACCGGGCCACGAGCUCUCGGCUCCCACGCGCUGGAUUUCCCCGCAGGAGGCGGAGGAGGAGAAGGCAGGGACUGGGAGCUUUCCUGAAGUGCAAAGCUGCUGCUGCUGCUGCUCCGUGGGGUUGUUUGCAGACAAUGGGGAACUGACACAGCCCCCCUACCCCGAGGAAAUGUGUCUCCUGGAGAUUCCUCGCGGCCUUCGGUCCCCUGGAUCCUGCUGAUUCCGCGUGGAGCUCUGAGCAGCUCGGGCUGUGGUUUUGAUUUGCAAUGUGACCAUGGCAGCCCUGUGUCGGGAUGCUGGCUCAUCACCUGCCCCUCCUAGCCUGUCAACGCCUUGAGCCUCUCAGCCCUGACCAGGGAUCUUCCCCGGGGGAUUCCUUCCUUCCAGCGCCAGGAGAUGGAAGGCAGCCAGUGACCCAGCAGGGCUUGGGGUGGGGGCUAGGACCAGCUUCCCCUCACCCCUCCUAGCCAGACCACCCUCCAUCUGAAUCCCUGAGAGACCGGCUCAGCUGGUGGGAUUGAGCCCUCCGGCCUCUGGACACCUUUCUCCGUGAGGACCCCACCGAGGAGAUGAGAGGGAGAUGAUGAUGAUCGACACGCAGAGCUCCACACAGGAGAUCGGAGAAGAGCUGGGAGACGGCGUGAUCUACAGCAUAUCGCUCCGGAAGGUGCAGCUCCACCACACAGCCAACAAGGGACAGCGAUGGCUUGGGUUCGAGAACGAGUCGGCCUUGAACCUCUACGAGACGUGUAAGGUGCGGACAAUAAAAGCUGGGACCCUGGAGAAGCUGGUGGAGUAUCUGGUCUCAGCCUUCAAAGGCAAUGACUCCACCUACGUCACCAUCUUCCUGUGCACGUACCGGGCCUUUGCCACCACCAAGCAAGUGCUAGACCUGCUGCUCAACAGGUAUGGCAGACUGCAUGUCCAGGUGAAUGGGGACCACGCCAGACAUGCUGUGGAUGAGAGACUGGAGCUGAAAAACACCAUCUCCUCCAUCCUGGGCGCCUGGCUGGACCAGUACUCUGAAGAUUUCCGCAAGCCCCCAGACUUCACCUGCCUCAAGCAGCUCAUCUCCUAUGUGCGCCACAACAUCCCCGGCUCGGACCUGGAGCGGAGAGCACGGAUCCUGCUGGCCCAGUUCCAGCAGCAGGAGCACAGCGAGGCAGAGCCAGAUGCUGUGGACCAGACCAGCUGCACCUUCCAGAUAGUGGAGGAGAAUGGACUGGGGGAGGAGAAGCCAGACUUCCUUGCCUUCUCCCAGGAGAUGGUGGCCGAGCAGUUCACACUGAUGGAUGCUGAACUGUUUAAGAAAGUGGUGCCUUACCACUGCCUGGGCUGCAUCUGGUCCCAGCGGGACAAGAAGGGCAAAGAGCACUUGGCCCCCACCAUCCGUGCCACCGUCUCCCAGUUCAACAGCGUCACCAACUGUGUCAUUGCAACGUGCCUUGGGGACCGCUCCCUCAAACCGCAGCAGAGGGCCAAAGUGGUGGAGCGGUGGAUUGAAGUGGCUCGGGAGUGUCGCAUUCUGAAGAAUUUCUCCUCUCUCCGAGCCAUCCUCUCCGCCCUGCAGUGUAAUGCAGUUCACCGGCUGAAGAAGACCUGGGACGAGGUGUCACGGGAGAGCUUCCGCACUUUCCACGAGCUGUCAGAAAUCUUCUCGGAUGAGAACAACCACUCGCUGAGCCGGGAACUUCUCAUUAAGGAGGGGACAUCCAAAUUCGCCACCCUGGAGAUCAACCCAAAGAGGGCCCAGAAACGGCAGCAGCAGCAGCGGGAGAUGGGCGUGAUGCAGGGCACCAUUCCCUACCUGGGCACCUUCCUCACAGACCUAGUGAUGCUGGAUACCGCCAUGAAAGACUUCCUGGAUGGGGGGCUGAUCAACUUCGAGAAGAGAAGGAAGGAAUUUGAAGUCAUCGCCCAGAUCAAGCUGCUCCAGUCGGCCUGCAACAACUACAGCUUCACGCAGGAGGACAGCUUCGUGGAAUGGUUCCACGGCGUGGAGCGGCUGAGCGAGGCUGAGAGCUAUAGCCUCUCAUGUGAAAUCGAGCCCCUGUCCGAGUCGGCCAGCAACACGCUGAAGGCAAAGAAAAACACGGGCAUCAUCAAGCGAUGGAGCGACCGGCAGGUGCCAAGCACUGAGCCCUGCGCCAGCGGCAGCUCCCAUUCCAAAUCCUUCGACCAGCUCAAGUGCGGGCAGUACCUGUGCAGCGGGGACACGGCCGACUCGGUCAGCGUCACCUCAGCUGGCUCCAGCAGCUCUGACGUGGAGGAGAUCAACAUCAGCUUCAUCCCCGAGUCCCCCGACUGCCAGGAGAAGAAGGUACAGGGCAGCUCGCUGGGCUCUCCUCAUGCCCAGGCGAUCAGGAGCCAGUUCUGGGAAUGCACCUCGCUCUCUUCCCUGGACACGUCAGGGAUCGGCUCUGGCUCCAGCAGUGCCUCCUCCUCCUCGGUUUCCUCCACCCCGGUGACGGCCUCGCGCACCCACAAGCGCUCCGUCUCGGGUAUCUCCAGCUACUCCUCCCUCUCCCUCCCCCUCUACAACCAGCAGAUCGACGACUGUUGCAUCAUCCGGGUCAGCCUGGCCGUGGACAACGGCAACAUGUACAAAAGCAUCCUGGUGACAAGCCAGGAUAAGACCCCUGUGGUGAUUCGCAAGGCUAUGGCCAAACACAACCUGGACGGGGACCGGCCGGAAGACUACGAGCUCGUUCAGAUCAUCUCAGAGGAAAGAGAGCUGAAGAUCCCUGACAACGCCAAUGUCUUCUAUGCCAUGAACUCUGCUGCCAACUACGACUUUGUGCUAAAGAAGAGGGGCUUUUCCAAGGGUGUGAAGAUCAAGCACGGCUCCAGCUCCACCUUGCCCAGGAUGAAGCAGAAGGGCCUGAAGAUUGCCAAGGGCAUCUUCUAGCCAUGGCCUGGCCGUGCCCCUCGCUGACUGGGCUUUGCGGGCAGCCUGCUCUGGGCCCGGCUGCUGGUCUGUCGUAACGUCACCCAGCCUGGGUGAGGGGAGCAAGUCUCGCCUGCGAGGAAGGGUGACACUCUCCUGGAGCUGAAUGCGCGGGUGUGGCUGUGGCCUCUCAGUUGAAGCCCAUGUUCCGAUCGGGUCUCUCUUCUGGGUUUUUAACGCCUUCCAAUGUGCAACGCCGCUGUGGCCAUCAGGUUGCCCAGAGCUGGGACCUGCCUCUCUGCCUUAGGUGCCUUCUGUUAGAGCGGAGGAGAGGAUGACUUGCCAAGGGCUUCCUUCACCUCCCAUAGGAGCGGCCACAUGCAGGGAGUUAAGGGACUCUCAGAGCGAAAGAGCUGAACUAGCAUCUCCUGUGCUGAGUGGGGACCUGCAGCCUCUUUACCUCCAGGUCCCUCGUUCCCCUUCUGGGUAAACUGGCAGUGUGACCAUUUUGCAUCGUCCGCCUGCCCCGGGGGAGCUGCACUUCGCCUCUGGACUGUUCCCCUAGGGGAGUUCAACUGGAAAACGCACAGCUGCUGCUCCCCGGGAUUUAUAAUCCCAUCAGUGGGGCAUUCUUGGUGUGAUGACCUGGCCAGUGGUUUUGGCGGCUCAGCUCUGCAAGGCUGUUUUGUUUUUCCUUUCUACUGAUCCUCUGGAUCCUCCGGGUUGGACUCCUGUGUCCCUCCAGUGCUCCUCAUUUUCAAACCUGCACCAAAGAUCAAAUGCCAGUCUCUCUUCACGGGCAGAAAAUACCCAGGCGGAACUGCCAUCUGAGCCAGGAGGAGAGGAGCCAAUUUCUGUACAGACGUCUGUAAAUAGAGACUUUCUUUUUGGUUGGGUGGGAGAGGAGCAGCCGUGUAGGGCUAACUGCCCUGGGCUCCAUCCACCCAGCCCCCAGAAAGUGCCACUUACCUUGGGCUUUAAAAAGACUUUUUUAAACAUUUGACAGUGAAAUGGGGGGGAGGGGAGAGCAAACUUUUGUAAAAACAAACCCCUGAAUGUUUACUGAAUUUUUUUCACUAUUUAUUGGUUGUAAAUAGGACCCUCAAACUUGUACAUUUUUACUAACCCCUCCCCACCUCCCGCUUGUCUUUAAAGUUGCUGGGAUCCAUCUUUGUAAUGGCUGCGUUCUGUUGUGUGCAGGGUGAGCAUUUUUUCCACAUCCCGUUUGUUCCUAUAUCACUCACCGGGAAUUGCUUCAGCAGGGGAAGGGGAAAAAGCCGAGUUUUUAAAUCCCUGAACCAAACACUCACCAUGGGGGCUCUUUGUUCCUGGACCUCCUCAAGACUUUCCUGUUUAUGCCCCUGCCCAUUGUAGCAAUGCUGGUGUAUCCUGCCCUGCCAGGGCUGGGAGCAGACAGGCCCUUUCCCCAGUGAGCCUGUAGCAGCGCUAGCCCCUUGGAGCUCCGGCUCUUCUGUAGAAGCCUGGUGGAAGUUGCCCCCUGAAGUGCAUGUGCUGUGACUUGAGCCGUGCCGGGAGGAAGGUAGAAGGGAGCAAAGCAGGGGCAGCAUCAAGCUGUGGGGAGUAAGGGGAGGGAUGUUUUUAUCCCAGCACAACUCUCCAACGCAUGCUGACCUUUCACAGGACCUGCCUGCUCUCCUGCCUGCCAGGAGAGACUGCUGGAUGUCUUGAGCUGCUGCUUCUGGGCUGGGUGGUAACUCCAAGCAGGGUCUAGGGCCUGUCACUCUGGAGGGCUAUUGCUUUGGGGUCUGGCCUGGGCACUUUGUUCAUGCAUCUGCAUAGGCCUAAGCUCCAGGAAGUGACCUCUCUACUCUAAGGGCUGCUGGGUGCUCCACCCACCCAUCCUCGCUCCUGCACAUGAAGGGAGCCAUGGCCUCCUUGAAGCAGGAGCCUCUGCUCUCUCCAUGGCUUUGUACUGCAUCUGAGCUGCUCCUGCUACCACCUGUCUGUGGCCCCAUUGCCAAGCACAGCACUUAACAAGCUGGACCUCCUCUGCCGGAGGCUGAAUGAGUGACUGCCCAGCUGUGCUGCAAACUGAACCCCUCCAGCCUGUCCCCUCCUUACCUGAGGAGUAUUGUACCAUGGGAGGCCUGGGCCAUGUUGCCCUGUUGGCUGGGAGGAAGAGAUCCUUUGCCUCCAGGCAAGGACUCUCUGCAGAUCAGCCAGCCUGCAAGCCUAGGGCAUUCCUUUACCCUACACUACACUGGCAGAAAGUGCCUAAAUGCUACCGUCUUGGGGGGUGCCCUGGCUCCAGAGGAUCCUACAGGGUGAACUGUCACUGUGAAACAUUCCCCUUAACUCCCUUGGAGAAUGUGAAUUUGAACACACAUGCACGCAGAUUGACCCCACCCCCACUUCCCUCUCCAUUGUACAGCUGCCUGCUCAGCUUAUGUUCUGCUCUGUGCCUGAACACAGGUGCCCACUGCUGAAAUUAAAGGCAGGGCAGGGUCGACGUACCUGUCUUUCCAGGUGGGCUCAGCACACCCCUGUGUGUAUGUGAUCACUGAAGCUGGAUGUAUUAUAUGUAUGUAUUUUGUAACACGACUUCAAUGAAGGAGCACGCUGAGCGGUGUGACAUGUACACAGCAAUGUAAUUAGUCUUUGGAAUAAAAUACCAACGUGCAAAUGUCACAA